CUUUCUUCGAUGAUGUACAAGUUUCUCCUUCUCUUGCUAAUACCAUUGGUGUAUGGAAACUUAUCAGAUGGCUGGGAAGGUCCUGGUGAUCGAAUAACUCGUGCUGGACCUGUCAUAACUUUAAAUCAAGGGAGGAUAAGAGGCUUGAUUGAACGUUAUGAUGGAAGUGAGACUUUUGUGUGCUAUAAAGGAAUUCCUUAUGCUGAACCACCUGUCGGCGAAUUAAGAUGGAAGUCUCCUGUACCUGCAGCUGGAUGGAGUGGAACUAGAGAUGGUAGUCUUUUUGGUGCUAACUGUCCACAGCUCGCAAGCCCUAUUAUUGGAACUAGACAGCCAUUUGUGACUAGUGAAGAUUGCUUGUUUCUUAAUGUCUUCACACCUGAUCGAUUAAUUAUGAGAAAUUUGCCUGUUUUCUUCCAUAUCCAUCAAGGAGGAUUCAACAGCGAGUCAGGAGAUCCUAACCUUACUGGAUGGGAAUUCAUACCUGAAUACGGCCAUGCUAUCUACGUAACAUUCAAUUAUCGAUUAGAUGUUCUUGGACAUCUCAAUACUGAAGAUCAGUAUGCAACUGGAAAUUAUGCAUUAAAGGAUAUUCUUGAAGCCCUAAGAUGGGUUAAUAGAAACAUUCAUAGCUUCGGUGGUGAUCCAAAUAAUGUUAUUUUGAUGGGACAUAAUGCUGGUGGAGUUAUUGUGCAAUCGCUCCUAUAUUCUCAAGAUGCUGCAGGUCUUUUUGCCAAGGCUGUAUCUUUAUCUGGUUCUUUGUUCCAAGCUUAUCCCUUCCAACCGAAUCCAAAAGAAAAGGCUGAGGCUUUGGGGAGAACACUGAAUCUAGAGUUUAACAAUACAGAAGAAUUAGUAGCACAAUUGAGAGAAUUCACACCUGAGCAGCUAUUAGAAGCCUCAAAUUUAUUUACACCAACUGAAAUGCCAAACAAGUUUGCUCCACGUGCAUUCGUUCCAUCAAUCGAUGCUGAAGGCACUGAAGAGGUUAGACUAAUCCCAAUGCAUCCUGACAUUCUUGCACGAAAUGCUACGAUCAACAAUGUCCCAUUAAUGAUUGGAUUUAACAGCAUGCAUUCAAUGGAGAACUUGAACUUCCCAGAAGGAAGAAAUCGAUUUAACGAAGAUCCACAUUUAUUGAUUCCUGAUGCAUGGCAAAUUGAACGAGAUAGUGCUGAGGCACAUGAGAUAAUUGAUGGAUUUAGACGAGUUUAUUUUGGAGGAUCAGAAGAAAUAACUGAAGAAAUGAUGAUUCAAUGGAUGGAAUACUGUUCUGAUCGUGAAAAUAUAUUCCCAAUGUUCAAGUUUGUCGACUUCCAUUACCAGCAUCAGCCUGUCUUCUUUUAUAGAUUCAGCUUUACAGGUGCUUUUAGCUUCCAUCAACAAAACAUGAACUUAGUUGAUGUUAAUGGCGCAACAGUUGAAGACGAUUUCAUGUAUCUCCAUCGGAUGAACAGACAAAGAAAUCCAGUACCUUUAAAUAACCAUGCAUAUACAGUUCAAGAACGAUAUUUGAGACUCAUGAUUAAUUUUGGACGAUUUGCAAAUCCAACACCAUUCCGACUUGAUCCAUUACUUCAAAACACUCAAUGGCCACAAGUCACAGCCAAUAUGGAGUUUUUGGACAUUGGAAGAAGUCUUGUUAUUGACAGUCAUCCAUUUAUGGAGAGAAUGAAUUUGUGGAGGGAUUUUGAUAGCAGAUUUAACAAGUUUUAAAAGCUUAUAAUUGAUUUUGAAGUGUUGUGGCUGACAUAUGAUGUCAGUUUUUAUUAGAUUAGUGUAGUAUAGCUUUUUAAAUGUCUCUAAAGCUUGAA
This is a messenger RNA of Chironomus riparius, 1814 nucleotides long. Lineage: Eukaryota; Metazoa; Arthropoda; Insecta; Diptera; Chironomidae. The record is from the annotation of a GenBank genome assembly.